Neodiprion fabricii is the source of this 6199-nucleotide messenger RNA. RefSeq names its product transport and Golgi organization protein 1 (gene Tango1). The record is from RefSeq and is a predicted model, not a curated record. The coding region runs from base 98 to 4471 and encodes 1457 amino acids. Lineage: Eukaryota; Metazoa; Arthropoda; Insecta; Hymenoptera; Diprionidae. The transcript has 18 exons. Gene Ontology annotation, biological process: vesicle cargo loading; endoplasmic reticulum to Golgi vesicle-mediated transport; protein secretion. Gene Ontology annotation, molecular function: protein binding. Gene Ontology annotation, cellular component: endoplasmic reticulum membrane; endoplasmic reticulum exit site.
ACAAAUCUCUGUGAUAUGAAAUCCGUGACUGCGAUGUGCGAUCAAGGCUGUGUCAGUGGAAUUUUGUAGUGAUGUGGAACUUUGUUUUAGUGAAAAUAUGACGAAAAUAUAUUUAUUAACGAAUAUUGUUAUAGUAUCAGCAAUAAUUGCUAUUUUUGCAAUAACACGGUGCGAUGGGGUUAUUUCGGAUAAACGGUUAUGUUACGAUGAGAAGUGCAAUGAACCUGUCUCGUUGGCCCGAACUUUGCUUCGUUACAAUGGCAUCGAACCGUUGAUGCUUUCUUUCCCUCCCAAUGUAGAGGUCAGAAUCUACAGUAAAGAAGCUGGAAGUCGACUAGACUUGUGGGGUGCCGAGGUACACGGCAAGCGUGGUUACUUACCAAAACACAUGGUAAGGGAACAGAAAAUUUUGAAAACCAAUUUGACUUAUGAAGUGCCUACCGAACUCUUUCAACAAGAAGUUAGUGCAACUGAUCAAACUAAAGUAGAUGUUCUGCAACAAGAAGUUGGUACCGAUAGCCAAUCUCAAGGACAUGUUCCACAGCAAGAAGUUACUACGACUGAUGAAACUAAAGUAGAUGUUUCGCAACAACAAGUUAGUAUCAAUGAUCAAUUUGAAGGAAAUGUUCAACAACAAGAAGUUGGUAGCAAUGAUCAAUUUCAAGGAAAUGUUGCACAGCAAGAAAUUAUUCCGACUGAUGAAACUAAACUAGAUGUUCCACAACAAGAACUUAGUACCAAUGAACAAUUUCAAGAAUCAGUUUCACAACAAGAAGUUGAUACAAAUCAUGAUACCGAAAUAAAUGUUCCAAGUCAACCAGAAAUUCAAAAGGAUUCCGAAAAGGUUGAUUUUCAAACAAAUGGUCCUGCAGAUGAAUUGCAAGUCUCAAAGAAUGUUGAAAAUGUAGAAAUUGAAGCAAAUGGGGCUGUGAAUAAAUUAGAAACCUCAAAUGAUGCAGAAGAUGUAAAAUUUCUGGAAAGUCACGAAGAGUAUACUCCCACGGCUGAUUUUUCUCAAGCACUUGGAGUAAAAGCUCAUCAAGAAAAUUCAGAACAAGUGUUACAGGAUAUACAAAGUGCAACUCCAUCGUAUGAGGUUAUAGAUGGAACUAGAAUUCCGUUUAUAGCUGACCCAGUAUUAAUCAAACCCAGCUAUGUAGCAGAUCAAGGACCAAUUCUCAGUGUUCAUCCAAAUCCUUCAAUUGGCCAUCCUUUGACAUCCAGUCUGCCCGAUAGCCAAGAAACAGUUGAAGAGCAUUCAGGCGUAAACGAAAAUCUUGCAACAGAAAAUCAAAUUGGUGAAUCUGGUUCAAUGAACGAAUUUAUACCAACACAGGGAAAUGCAGAUAAUGCUGCAAAUCAACUGAAUGUCAACAAGGAAAGUAAAGCUGGAGAUGGUUCAGAGAUAAAAUUUCCGACUGAUGAAAUUUUCAGCGAUAAUAAUGAUACACCAAAGAAUACUGGGACAAUGGAAAAUCGUGUUGAUAAUUCUGAAAUGAAUGGCAAUGAAGGGAAAUUACUUCACUCUGAUACAGCUGCUGGCAGCUUUGUUAAUGAUCCACAAGGAAGUAAUCCUGGUGCAGAGGAAGAUAUUCCUGAUAAUAUAGUUAACAAUAAUUUUACACCAAAUGCAGUACCUUCACUGGAAACCGAUGAAGGUCUGCAUCUUAAAACUAUACAUCACAGCGAUGUGAUUGCGCCGGAAGUGAAUUUGGAAAGUAGUGGCAGUUAUCAAAGAGAAGCAGGAUUUCAUAACAGCACAUCUGACAUUGCGGUAGAUACAACUGUACUUGAUGGAAAUUUCUCAGAACAAGAUUCUCAAGAUUCAAAAGCACAAACGGAAUAUUUGUUAGACAGAAGUAUUAAUUUCAACAACCACGAAAUGGAUGGGCUUGGCAAUGUUGGGAAAACAAAUUUCGCAGGAAACCCUGAAAUUUCACCGAGUAACCAAAUAGAAAAACAAGAUGAUAAUCAAGUACCUUUUUACGCAAUGAGUGAUGUCGAAAAUUCCACUAGUCACAAUGCUAGUGAUGAUGAAGUCAAAACUGUAAUUGAAGACGAUUCACAGAAUAAUUUACAAGAAGUAGUAACAGAAAGCGCUGAUCAAGUGGAUGACCGCAACUUUGGCCAUCUAGAGGUAGUUACAGAGCCAUAUUCAAAUUUGGAAGAAGAAAAAUCAACAACCACCAGAAAUCUGUUAAUUCUUGAAGAUAACUCUCAGCAUGCCAAUGAUCAAUCAACCAUUGGUGGCUUGGACAUGAAUAAACCUGAUACCUUUGCAUCUCAAACACCGCAAGAAAACGAACAUGAGAUAUACCAUGAAACCGAUCUCUUAAUAGAAUCUACAGAAGAAGGUAUUUGGGCACAAUUUAGCAAAAUUCUACUAUUUGCUGGACAGUCCAGUAAUGCAGUGGCAUCACCUGAAGUGUGUGAUAUUAAUUCCAACUGUCCUGAUUUAGAUAAUGAUGAAUCUUUUUCGAACUCGGAACAAGCUGCAGAAGACGAAGAUGUGGGAUCUGUCUAUGAUCAACAUAAUUACUUAGAGACACUUAUGUAUCUUGGUUUAACAGCUUUCACAACAUUGUUAUUUUCGCUCGGCUAUUAUUAUAUUGAGAACCAGAGACGUGAUAAAGAGCUUGUAGCUAAAAUCAAUACAUUUGAAAAGGAAUUGCUAGUCAUAACAAAAGAAAACAUGAUACUGGGUGAAGACUUGAAAACUACCAAAAACAAGUUGAAUUCCAUCGAAGAUGAAUCCUUUGGAUCUAAUGAAAUGGUGCUUUCGUUAAAAUCAGAGCUGGAAAUGGCACAGGUCACCAAAGGAGAAUUGGAGGACCAAAUUAUUACAUUGGAAAAGGAAUUAGAGAGUGCUACAGAAGCAGGUUUGGAACUAGAGCGUAUGUUACGCGAGUUUCUAGCAUCACAGAGUGAUGAUAAUCCACUGGCUCAAUCAGUGGAAGAUUUGCAAACUCGGUUAAAUGCUCAACAAGCUACAAAUGAAUCAUUGACCAACAGCCUCAAUCUCAAAUCCCAAGAGCUCGAGUUCACCAGACUUGAGAAUGAAGUCCUAACUGCCGAGCUUGCCGUUACUCAAGAGAAGUACCAACAACUUGAGGUAGAAGUUACACAACUCACAGGAGAGUUAAAAGUUCAGAGAAACUUGAAAAAGAAUCUUGAAGAAGAUUUGACAAAUAAAAUUAUGCAGCUGAAUGAGCGAGUUGAUAAGCUUUCUGAAGAACGAGCCACUUUGAUCAAUCAGUUGACUUUGAAGGAAGUGGCAUUGAAUGAUCUCGCAGAAGUAAUGAAACAAAGUAACGAUAAAUUGGAUUUCAAGAAACUUUAUGACAUAUCCCACAUCAAGGCUGAUGCACAAGUCAUCACUAAAGAGAGAGAUGAGCUUAAAAUUAAACUAACCGAAGUGGAAGGAGCUCACCAGCUACUGGAGGAACACACGAAGCUAAUUAAAGAGGAAAUUGCUUCAGUUACGGAACAAUAUGAAUUGGCCGAACGUGAUAAAAUAGAAGCGCAAACCCGACUUGAAGUGCUUUCAAAUUACUUUAAAGAAAAAGAAAGUCAAUUGCAAAAAGAACUUGGCAUGCAGGAAGCAAUGUGGGUGCAGAAGCAAGGUGAGGUAACUUCGACUGUUGACAGGAUACAAACGAUGCAGAAUGAAAUUCAGAAUUAUAGGCAACAAAUUGAGACCUUGAAGAGGGAAAUACUAGAUCAAGAACGGGAAUAUAAGAGUCAGAUUUCAGCCUUGGAAACAAAAUCGCAUGAACAAUGGGUAAUCGCUCGACAAAGUGAACGACGCUUGGAAGAAUCGAAGGCUGAAGCCAGCCAAUUACGAAAUCGACUGACCCUGGUGGAGAAAAGUAUAAAUGAAGUAGAUGCCGAUUCAAAAUUACAUCGCAUGGAGACGAAUGGAGAGACAGCAUCAUCCCCUCAAUUAUUUUUGGGAGCAGAGACAUCAAAUUCUCCUGUAUUGUUUACUGGUUCCUCAGGUAUUCCUCCCCCUAUACCCCCAUUUCCACCGUACCCUCCGUAUCCCGUUAUACCGGGACCGCCACAUUCUGGAGGGGGACCAAUGUACGAUAUUAGUAGGAGGCCUCCACCAUUAGGAGGACGUCUGUCUUCACCACCCCCAAUACCUCUUCCUCAUCCACCUGGUAGAUAUGAAGAUGCCAGUUCUCCACCACCACCGCUUUCACCUCCGUUACAUCCCUCUUACAACCAUCGAUCACCGCCACCAUUUAGCAACGAACAUGCCCAUAUGUAUCAUCAUGGUCCGCCUCCUCCAUUUUUGCCACCUUUGGGAACUUUGCAUUCAUGGGGGGAUGAUAUAUUACCACCCACACGAAAUCCGGUUUUCCAUCCCCAUCAACGUGAGCAGCGUGUACGGAACCACAAAGGACGCAAGCGCUUCUCUAAAGUAAGGCAGUUUUGGAGUACAAUGGAAGGAAAUAAUUCAAAAUAGAAUCUGUGGUUCGUUACAUUCUUCUGGAGACUCCCUGGACAAAUCAAAUCAUACUGGAAAAGCCUAAGCCUUUUGUCUUAUCUGGAACCAGAAAUACGUUUAAUAUUUCAUUCCAUAGAUUUCUUCCCGUUUAAUAAAAUGAUGCUAGUUCAAAUUUGAAUUAUGCAUUAUCAAUACUUUGAAGAACUUAUCCGUAAUUUGGAUGUGGCUAUGUUCGAAAAUUUUCGUCUGAGUAUGAUGAAAUUCGACUGUAGCAAAUUCGUACUUGCUGAUGUGUAGAUACCAAAUCACUUCAUGUAAGAGUUUUUGUGGAAAUACUAAAUAGCUUACACUACAUGGUUUCAGAAAAUGUUAUAGUCGAACGUUUCAAAGGAAAGCAGAUAUACAUAUUUAUAUAUAUGCGUAGAGAUAUGAACAUUUGUAUAAAAAUAAAAUGUGAUUAUUGAAAUCAUGUUGAAAAAAAUUUGUAAUAUUUAGUAUAACAAUCACACUGUAAAAUGUAUAUUUAUGAUUUUAAAGAAUCAAAAUAAAUUGUAAUUUAUUAUUAUUCGCGAGUUAUGGCUUCGAAUUUGACUGAAAUCCGGGAGAAUUAUGCUCAUAACAAGAUCAUUUAUUAAAUGCAUUUUUUAAAUUUACCGUCAAUAUUUUACAAAUUAACAUGUGGAUUUAAUUUGCCUAGUCGAGUUUAAAUCUAUAAAAAAUAAUUUCGUGAAAGUUACUGUUACAUCUCUAUAAAACUUCAAUCUUGAUCGUCUAUUGCAGAAAAACAAGUUUGUCAAUUCCAAGUUUGAGUAAAAUAAGUAAUAGCUGCUGAGUGAAAUUACUACAGUACUGAGGAAUGUCAUAAAGUGCGUUAACUUUAUACAUAAUGUAGUAUUUUAAUUUUAUUUUUCUAUCAACCUUUGCCUAAACGACUUUAUACUUUAUACAAAUAUAACCAGCCUAUUCAUUUGCGUAAACCACAAUUUAGUGAUACAAUAGUAUAAGUUGCCAAUAUCAGAAUUGCAGUUACGCAGUUUGCGAAAUGAUGGCCCACUUCAUUCCUUACAUUGAUAUUGUAAAAGCCAAGAUCGAUUGUGUUGACGUAUGAAAUUGUACUGCCACUCCUUUAGAAUAUACAUAUAAGGCACCCAGUUAGGCAAGAAUAGAUACUAUUUUGUGUGUAAUAUUUUGUUGCGAUUAACUGUUGCUACUUGUUAUAUCCAUAAUGGGACACAUGACUCGCAAGUAAUCGUAUACGAAUUGUGGUUAAGUGUCAAGGGCAGUCUUAUGACUAUACCAGUUCACACAAUUGAUCAAGGCCUCAAUAACUUGUAUUCCACUGUACACAAUGAUUAGGUGGAGAUGCAUAAAAAUUCAAUUGAUGGAUUGGCCGUGUUAAGCGACAUUGAUUCAAAAUUAAUGUAGAUAAAUCGAUAUUGCGAAAAUAUUUCAGCAUUAGAAGCUCGAAUAUUCUUACUAGGUGAUUACGGUAAAACUUUAAUAUUAUCAACUAAACCGUACAAAUAUAAUUUUUCUAAGAUAAUACAAUUCAAUUAACUAUCAUGUGAUUAUUUAAUUGAAUAUUGUCGUAAUUAUCACUAUGUACGGUAUAGUUUGAUAAUAUACAUAUGAAUGCAAAUACUCUGUUAUAUUUAUAAAAUAUUAAAAAUAGCUAAUUUCCCGUAAUCGGAACAGUUGUGAAUAUACAAUUUCGAUGCUUAUGGUACAAUAUCCACACUGAACCUA